This is a messenger RNA of Megalops cyprinoides (Indo-Pacific tarpon), 1946 nucleotides long. RefSeq names its product proton channel OTOP3-like. The transcript is spliced from 8 exons. Gene Ontology annotation, molecular function: proton channel activity. NCBI's taxonomy places the organism in Eukaryota, Metazoa, Chordata, Actinopteri, Elopiformes, Megalopidae. Gene Ontology annotation, biological process: proton transmembrane transport. The coding region runs from base 1 to 1728 and encodes 575 amino acids. Gene Ontology annotation, cellular component: membrane. The record is from RefSeq and is a predicted model, not a curated record.
AUGUCUGCAGAGCACAGCAGUGGAGCGGAGCCCGACAGCUCUCCCGUGGGCGUGUCCUGGGGUUCGGGGGAGGACGAGGAGACGGGCGUGGACCUGGACCCCGUGCUGCUGUGGGCCCCCAGCGGGCGGAGGCUACUCUCUGGGCUCCUGGGGUUGAACAUUGUGCUGCUCGGCGCCGCGCUGGUGGCGGGGCAGGCCUUUAACCCCCAGGGCCUGCGGCACCAGGAGCCCCUGGUCUUCCUCCUGGUGCUGAUGAGUCUGAGCGUAGCCUGGAUGCUGUGGUACCUCCUCUGGGCCCGGAGGCAGCCAGGUAUAUCCCCCCACACGGACCACCACGCCGGAGGCAUCGCUGUCACAGUGGUCCUGAUGCUGUUUGCAGCCUUCAGUCUCUUGCUGCAUGUCUUCAGAAUGGGGUAUGUCAUAAUUAUGGUGGAGUGCAAGCCGCUGGCCAAAGUCAUCUUCCCCUUCAUCGAGGCCCCCUUCCUGGCCCUACAGACAUACCUGCUCUGGGCUCACUCCAAGGAUUGCAUUCACAAACACAAGGUCCAGACCAGGUCGGGCCUGAUUCUCACUCUCAGUGCUGACCUGCUGCUCUGGCUGAAUGCUGUGACGGAGGACACGGUGCACCAGGAGAUCGAGCUGGAGAAGGAGGUCUCCCUCAGCAAUUCCUCCCUGCCGGAGAGCGCAGAGGACUCAGACCUCAGCAACGCCACCUUGUGUCAGUGCAGUGCAUCUGCGGCGUGUCUGGCCUUCCGGAAGGGCUACGAGGUGCUGUACCCCUUCAACAUCGAGUACUACCUGAUGGCGGGGUGCCUGCUGUACGUGAUGUGGAAGAACGUGGGGCGGCCGGCGGGGGGCGUGUCUCACGGAGGCCACGCCCGGCGGGUCACCCUGCGCAUCGUGCACCGCGGCGGGGUGCUCCUUGGACCCGUGGCCGGCCUGCUAACUCUCCUGGUGGGCGUGGCCAUCUUCGCGCUGUACCAGGUGUGGGUGGGCACCCCCCGGCACCGCACCACCGCCUUCGUGGCCUUCUACGGCUACCACCUGGCCGUGGUGCCUGUCAUGUCGUUGUGCUCGCUGGCGGGCAUGGUGGUGCAGAGGAUGGAGAGGCGGGAGCAUGAUGGCGGGCACAACCCCACCCGCAGCCUGGACGUCCUGCUGCUGGUAGGAGCCGCCCUGGGACAGCUCUCGCUCUCUUACUUCUCGCUGGUGGCCGCCCUGGCCGUCGGGCCUAGCGGGCUGCUGCCGAGCCUGGACCUUUCCUACUCGCUCCUCAGCCUGCUGGAGCUCGUCCUGCAGAACAUCUUCAUCAUCGAGGGCCUCCACCGGCACCCCAGCCGGGAGAGAGGGGCCAGGAGCUCCACACUCGAGGCCAGACACCUGUGCCUGCAGAAGAACACCAUGGAGGUGGUGGACGGACCCGCAGGAGGCUCUUUACUGAGAAAAAACAAAGUGUCAACAUCGCCAUCUGUUGACGGAAAAACAGAUGACAAAAGUUCACGGGCCAAGAGAGUCACACAGGAGAUCUGCGCGUUCCUGAUUCUGGCAAAUAUUAUGCUGUGGGUGAUCCCCGCCUUUGGUGUGCACCCCCAGUUUGAGAAUGGCCUGGGGAAAGAGUUCUACGGGUUCACAGCCUGGUUCAUCCUGGUCAACCUGGGCCAGCCACUGGGGGUCUUCUACCGGAUGCACUCUGUGGGGGCCCUGAUGGAGCUGCUGAUCACUGCCUGAACCCCGGGGGGGGGGGCACGGGGACUCCCCCCGGGCUUACAACCGUCUCUCCAAAUCGCCUCUGAUCUUCCACACAAAACGAAAAGAUCUGAUCUGAACCUUGAGGGGUCAUUUGCAAAGAUUGGACACCUGAAGGAACAUGUAGCCCUUGAGCUAUAAGAAGAUUUGCUGCAAAGAACAUGUCUCAGAUGUAAAUUGUAUGUUCUGUGUGUUUCAAA